This is a messenger RNA of Alosa sapidissima (American shad), 1137 nucleotides long. RefSeq names its product basic proline-rich protein-like. Bases 1 to 1137 code for a protein of 378 amino acids. The transcript has 3 exons. Lineage: Eukaryota; Metazoa; Chordata; Actinopteri; Clupeiformes; Clupeidae. The record is from RefSeq and is a predicted model, not a curated record.
AUGGUAGUGAAAGUAAAACCAGACAGGGCUGAGAAGAAGUGGAGGGGUUUACAAGAAAAGGAGGCAGAACCAAAAGUGAAAUUGGAUUGGAGGUUUCGGGAAGUGGAUGAUUUCCACGACAGAUCUGGAGGGUCCUACCGAGAUUUGAAAGGAUUCAACAAGGGAAGCAGUUCCGUCCCGGGUGAAGCAGACUUCUCCAGUGCAGCUCUCCGGGCCCAAAAAAGGGCGGUCCCACCAGAAGGAGCAAGAGGUCCGGAGGAGUCGGAAGACGAUGACGGGGACCAGGGCCCGCCAGGACCCCCACCAGACUCCCCCGGGGAGGAUGAUGGUGGUGGGGAACAAAGGGGAGGACCAAGUGCGCGUAGGAGUACGAGGCGGAGGAUACUGCCGGCUCCUGCUGAUGACCCUGGGCGCAAUGUACCUAGGGUGCCUGCUGUUUUCCCUCCCCUAUCUGUGCCUACAGGUGCUGGCAAUGCUGGAGCCGAGCCAGGCUCGAGGAGGGGAAGGCGACAUCCACCUGAGGUGGGAGCCACUCCCAAAUCCCAAGUAUCCAGACCUGCCACCGCCUCAACCAGCGGUGACCCACCAGCUGACCCCACAGCCCACCCUCAUGCCGCGACCACACCCGACCUCACGGGGAGCAACGCCGAAGAAACGCCAGGGCCGGAAGAAGAAGCGCCGCCACCGCCACCACCGCACCAGCAAGGGAACGACACCAUCGACUUUGGGGACUUCUACGCCGACUGGGAUUACCCAUACCCAGCCGACGCCCCCGCUGACGACCAGACUGGAGCACAGCCAUCCGCCGCAGAGAUUGCCGAGGCCCUCGACGCGCUCAGGCUACCCGCUGUCCUUACGCCUCCCCCCCGGACACCUCCUCGACAGGGCUCGCAACUUCCUGCGGAGCCUGUGGAGGGGCCGACGGACUCAGGGCACACCACGGGCGGCCCCCACUUCAGGGACAGCCACCCAGGGACCAGCCAAGAGACAAGACAAGUACUCCAAGGGAUCGGCCUGGACGGCUCCCUCGAUGCCCACUGGACUGGGGGCUUCGAAGAGGCCCUUGAUUGGCCUCUCCGGAGACUCCCAGAGGACGACGAAAGCAACGAAGGGGGUACGGACUGCCACCCCCAAUGA